UUCCAUACUUCCUACCCUGACAGCUGAACUUGGAUCUCUUUUUUUACAAGCUCGUGUUUUAGCCGCAGUUUUUCCACAUAAUAUCUCCACUAUGGCGUUUCAGUGUCAGCGAGACUGUUAUAUGAAGCAGUUUGUGACGUCUGUCGUGUCCUGCUGCCCCGCUGAGUUAAAGCAAGAAGUUGGCACAAAGAAAGAAACUGUCAAGGGUUUCAAUGUCAAGCUGCAGGACACCAUCUUGUUUCCUGAGGGAGGCGGACAACCCGAUGACCACGGGCUGAUCGGCGACGUCCCCGUCCUCAGGGUGACGCGGCAGGGACCGGACGCGGUACACUUUGUGACUUCACCCGUGGAGGUGGGUCAGGAGGUGCAGGUGAAGGUGGACUGGGAGAGACGCUUUGACCACAUGCAGCAGCACUCGGGUCAGCAUUUGAUCACGGCACUGGCAGAUUCAAUGUUUGGAUACAAGACCACAUCCUGGGACCUAGGACGUCAGAGAAGCACCAUUGAGCUGGACACUCCCUGCCUGAAGCCUGCACAGCUCCAAGCUCUGGAGGAAGCCAUUAACGAGAAGAUCAGAGCUCAAGUCCCCGUCACUGUUCAGCUUCUCUCCAUUGACGACCCUGCUGUGGAAAAGGUGAGGAGUCGAGGGCUGCCAGACGAUCACGCCGGACCAAUCCGCAUCAUCGAUAUCGAGGGCGUCGAUGCCAACAUGUGCUGUGGAACUCAUGUUUCUAAUCUCAGUCACUUACAGGCAAUAAAGCUCUUGGGAUCCGAGAAGGGAAAGAAAAACAAAACCAACCUGAUCUUCCUGGCGGGAAACAGGGUUCUGAAGUACGCGGAGCGAAGCUACAGCACAGAGCGCUCGCUUGUGUCUCUUCUCAAAACUGGACCUGAUGAGCAUGUGGAGGCUGUCGACAAGCUGCAGAAAUCUGUGAAGCUGCUACAGAAAACAAACCUCACUCUGCUGCGAGACAUGGCCGUGCUCAUCGCUCAGAAUUUUAACAACAACCCAGAGAGAGGAAACUUCUUCACUUUACACAAAAAAGAAGGUGAUAAUGAGUUCAUGAAUAUUAUCGCCAAUGAAUUAAACACUGAGGAAACCGUGGUGUUCCUCACAGUUGGAGAAGACAAAGGACCUGGUUUGUUUCUGUUGGCCGGACCCAGUGGACCAGUGACUGAAAUGGGACCACGGGUGCUGGAGAUGCUCCAGGGGAAGGGGGCGGGGAAGAACGGACGCUUCCAGGGCAAAGCCAACAGCCUGGCGAGGAGAGCGGAGGUGGAGGCUUUUCUGCAGCAGCACGGCAAACAUCACACCUCAGAGGAGGAAUAAACCCACAAACUACUCAAUCUAACGCACAGAAUCCAACAAGGAGAAUUCACUUCAAUUGUCUUAAAUAUUCAGAUUUUGUGUUAAACACAAAAGAAAGUGUAAAUUAGUUGAUGAUUAACUUGAAAAAGUAUAAUAAAUGUACACAUCUUGGCCGCA
Molecule: messenger RNA, 1486 nt
Organism: Solea solea (common sole)
Lineage: Eukaryota; Metazoa; Chordata; Actinopteri; Pleuronectiformes; Soleidae
Gene: aarsd1
Product: alanyl-tRNA synthetase domain containing 1
Exons: 12
Coding region: 92-1330 (412 amino acids)
Biological process (GO): tRNA aminoacylation; regulation of translational fidelity
Molecular function (GO): aminoacyl-tRNA ligase activity; ATP binding; Ser-tRNA(Ala) deacylase activity
Source: RefSeq, a predicted model, not a curated record